AUGUCCGUGGUGAAACUCUCAAGUGGGUUUGAAAUGCCCAUUAUUGGAUUUGGUACCUACAGGAUGCAAGGCUAUGAUCUGCUGCAUAAGGCCAUAGAUGCAGCACUCAGGUCUGGCUAUCGCUCAUUUGAUACUGCAUCAGUAUACAGAAAUGAACAAGAUAUAGGCAAGAUUUUGAAGGAGCUCCUACCAAAAUACAACUUACAGAGGAAAGAUAUUUUUAUAACCAGCAAACUUGCACCAUAUGAGCAAGGCAAAGGAAAUGCAUUGAAAGCCUGUUUAGGCUCCAUAGAAAGACUGAACUGUGAUUAUUUGGAUUUAUACCUCAUACACUGGCCAGGUACAAGCAAACUUCAGCCUGGUGAUGUCAAACAGAAACAGUUUCGCAAAGAAAGCUGGUUAGAGCUGGAAGAAGCUCACAAACAGGGUAAAGUGAGAUCUCUAGGAGUGUCCAAUUAUUUGCCAAAGCACAUUGAAGAGCUACUGACCUACUGCCAUAUGAAACCUGCAGUUCUACAGACAGAGUUUCAUCCACAUCUUGACCAGUCUGCUGUAAAGAAAUGUUGCCAAGACCAUGGCAUUCACCUACAGGCCUACUCCUCCUUGGGCACAUCUGGGGCUGUCAACAGGGUAUUAUCAGAUCCGGUUGUUGCAGCCAUAGCUCAAGAGACAAAAAGGUCACCAGCACAAGUGUUGCUGCGAUGGGCAGUCCAACAGGGUGUAGGUGUCUUGCCCAUGUCAAGAAAUCCUGAACACAUUGCAGAAAACAUCGACAUUUUCUCCUUUUCGCUGACAGAACAACAAAUGAGCAGACUUUCUGCCUUAGACCAGCAAGCUCACUAUUGUUGGGACCCAACCGAAAUAGCGUGA
This is a messenger RNA of Candidula unifasciata, 870 nucleotides long. The record is from the annotation of a GenBank genome assembly. Lineage: Eukaryota; Metazoa; Mollusca; Gastropoda; Stylommatophora; Geomitridae.